CAUAUCACACACAGAAGUAACAGGAGCAGAUUCAUCACAUACAACAUGUUUCUUUGCUUUCUUGUUUUUUUCCUGUGUGCAAGCACAGUGAAAUUUGUGAGUACUAAUUCAUCCACAACUACAAAACUGAUGAGCACAACUUCGACAGAAGCACCAACAACAAUAGCGACAACAAUACCACUGGAUUGCCUCCAUCUUGUGGCCACACCAGACUACCCAGUUGCUGCAGGUCUAACAGUCGAGCUACACUGUCAAACAAUAAUCCCACCACAAAACAUUAUCUGGUCCAGGUACCAACUUCAAAAUCAGAGCUGGGAAAAUGUGGGUUCGGGUCAGGUACUGCUCCUCACCGAGCCCAAACAAACUGGGAUGUACAGGUGUGAACUCCGCAUUGGGAAUGUGAAGCGCGUGAGCCAGAAUCACACCGUGUACAUCGUCUCCAUAUCAACAGCAGGAGAGAAGUUAGGAAAAGCCGCCUUUGCCUUUACUAUCUUGAUCUUGAUUGGCAUCAUUGCCGGUAUGGGUUGGUUCUUUUGGGAAAGAUCUGGCAACAAACUAAGCACUUUGGACGCUCCAAAGAAAGACGUCCCGCCGCCAUCUGAAGUGAUCCCAAAGAAUCUGCCACAGACGAGUGACGCUGAUGUUGAUGUCUACAUGAACUAUACAAGCAAUGCUCAACCCUACACUGACCUCAACCCUGCCAACCUCACAAGGGACGAUUUCUACUCCACUCUGUCAUAAAUGAUGACAUGAGUGGGUGUGGAGUCAAAUAAUUGUUUGGUUGCUAUGGUCAUCUCUGCAAUGCUGUCUGAACUUCCGUGUUUUAUGGUUUCAGUCAGAUUUAAUCUACUUUUGCGCAUUUUUUCGCAAUGUCAACGUGGUGAAAGCCUUCUGUGGUCUCUGCCCAAGUUGUCAAAAAUGUUUUUGUGAUUUUUUUUUUUCUUUAUUCCUUAUUUGUAAGCUUUGCAGUUAUCUUCAAACUAUCUUUCUGUGUUUUACUUGUUUAAGAAAUAUCUUUAAUUUAGCUCUAAAUAUUGCAAAAUGGCACAUU
Molecule: messenger RNA, 1051 nt
Organism: Poecilia reticulata (guppy)
Lineage: Eukaryota; Metazoa; Chordata; Actinopteri; Cyprinodontiformes; Poeciliidae
Source: RefSeq, a predicted model, not a curated record